Fomitopsis serialis is the source of this 3278-nucleotide messenger RNA. RefSeq names its product Sodium/hydrogen exchanger family-domain-containing protein. NCBI's taxonomy places the organism in Eukaryota, Fungi, Basidiomycota, Agaricomycetes, Polyporales, Fomitopsidaceae. Gene Ontology annotation, cellular component: plasma membrane. Gene Ontology annotation, biological process: intracellular potassium ion homeostasis; regulation of membrane potential; sodium ion export across plasma membrane. The record is from RefSeq and is a predicted model, not a curated record. The coding region runs from base 465 to 2969 and encodes 834 amino acids. The transcript is spliced from 9 exons. Gene Ontology annotation, molecular function: sodium:proton antiporter activity.
GGAAGAGGCGUUGAGUAGAGAUGCCGAGCGCAGCCGGGCGUUGGGACGAUCGCGGCUCGCGUGCCGGUGGCCAUUCCGACGCAGGGCCUUGCACUGACGACCGCCAUAAGAACCCUGCACGGUCGCCGCCUCCCCGCCCUGCGCAUGCUUCCGCCCUCUUGCCUAAUCGCGCCGCCGCCGCCAUCCACGACAGCGACGACCCAUCCUACAGCAGAUACCCCGUACCGUAGUCAUCUGCGGCUGUAAGCAUUCUCGUCCAACGCUGGGCAUUCUCGGCGACAAGCCGACGGCGGUCACCGUCCAUUGCCAUUACUUAUCUCCACAUCCUUCGGAUCUCUUCCUCAACGCUUUCGCGCUAACCAUCACGGCCCCUACGCUUUUACGACUCUGUCCGACCAAACGACCGACCGUCCUUUCUCGAACAUAAUCCUAGAGAGGUCUGGUACGACUAGCAUUUCUACACCAUGUCACGAUUCGAUAUGUUUGAGGUUUCCAUCCCUCACAUCAUCUAUGCCGCCCUCGGUGCCUUCGUUGUCAUUUUCGGCAUGUUCUCUCUGUUUAUCCGAGAGAAGCUGUACAUCGGAGAAGCAUGUUGGGCAUUUCUAUUCGGGGUCGUCAUCGGCCCGUACGGUGCAAACAUAUUCAACCCCCGCGACUGGGGCGGGGGCAACGUUGAGACCACCAACACCAUCACUCUUGAAUUCUGCCGUGUCGUUCUCGCCAUCGGCGUCUUCGCCAUUGGCGUCGAAUUGCCCAAAGCGUACAUGGCGAGGCACUGGAAGAGCCUUUUCUUCCUGCUCUUCCCUGUCAUGACUUGGGGCUGGUUUGUGUCAGCUGGCCUCAUAUAUGCACUCAUUCCCGGACUCAACUUCCUCUCGUCCUUGGCAGUUGCAGCCUGUCUCACGCCUACAGACCCCAUCUUGGCCGCGGCCGUCGUCGGCGGUAAGUAUGCGGACAAGCACGUCCCCGCGCACCUUCGUCACCUCCUUGCCGCGGAGUCGGGCUGUAACGACGGCGCGGCGUUCCCCUUCCUCUUCAUCUCACUCUACCUCAUCAACGACGGUUCGGUGGGCAAGGCCGUCGGCGACUGGUUCUUGUUCCUAUGGCUCUACCAGAUCAUCCUCGGCGCCGUGCUGGGCGCAAUAAUCGGCUUCGCCUUUCGGCACCUCAUGAAAUUCUGUGAGCGCACAGACUUGAUCGACCGGCAGUCGUACGUUGCGCAGUACGUCUCGCUCGCGAUGCUCACCAUCGGCAUCAACACGCUCCUCGGCUCGGACGACCUCCUCGCUGCCUUCUCGUGCGGGUCCGCGUUCGCGUGGGACGGGUUCUUCAACCGGCAGACGGAGCAGGCCGUAUUCUCGUCCGUCAUCGAUCUGUUGUUCAACAUCGCCUCGUUUGUGUUCAUCGGCGCGUGGAUGCCCUUUGAUGCGUUCUCGGACUCGUCGCUGACGCUCAGCGUAUGGCGUCUCAUCGUCAUCGCGAUCCUGGUCCUGCUGCUCAGGCGGCUGCCCAUCAUGAUCGCCCUGUACAAGUGGAUCCCGGACGUGAAGACGUUCCGGGAGGCCAUCUUCAGCGGGCACUUCGGCCCCAUGGGAGUUGGCGCCGUGUUCAUCUCCACCCUCGCGGCGGGGCAGCUCCCCAAGCCCGAGGACCCGCCCGCGAACCAGCGCGAGCUGCUCGCGGCGUCCAUCCAGCCGAUCGUCGCGUUCAUGGUGCUCUGCUCGAUCACGAUCCACGGGCUGUCGAUCCCGUUCUUCUCGCUCGGGCGGCGCGUGCACUCCGUGACGCGCACCUGGUCGCGGCACGACACGUUCGGGACGUUCACGGGCGGGCGCGGCGCGAUGCCCGAGUGGACGACGCACACGCGCCAGGUGCGCCCCGGCGAGGAGAUCGUCAUCAACCGCGACCGCGAGGACGCGAUGGAGCGCGGCGUGGUGCCCGCGCAGGAGGACAGCGUCACGGAGAAGGAGCACAGCGAGUCGAGCCAGGAGCGGGACUAUGCGGAGACGCGCAGGCCGGACGGCACGGACGUGCGCGACGAAAACGCGCCGGACGGGGACGACCUCGAGGAGGAGUGGCGCGAGGGCCCGCACAGAAUUUUGGAGAAGCGUGCAGGGCCAGGAGAAGAGGUCGAAGUCGAAGUGCAAAGGAACUUCUAUGGCCCAGAGCCGACGGCGACCGACACCGUGCGCGUCGCGGAGGACGCGGCGGAACAUGUGGUAGGGGAGAUCAAACAGAGAGUAGGGAGCGGCACGCAAGAGCUAGAGUCGAUCGUGGAGAACGCGCAGCGCAACCUUCAAGAAGGCGCGUCACACGUGGAAGGAAAAGCGAGGGAGAUGGAGGGCCGCGCACAGGAAGGGGGACGGCAUUUCAUGUCGAUCCUCCAAGGAGAAGGAGAAGGAGCAGAUGAGGCAGAUGAAGGUUGGAUGUCGGAUGCCAGCGACGGAGGGCGCAGGCCCGAGGGCAAGCGGCGCAUCAAGAAGCCCAACCGCAAGAAGGGGUCCAUCCGCCGCCACCCCGGGAGCCAUCGCGGGCCCCAGCGGAGCGCGAGCAUAGACCAAGCCGGCUUGAGCGAGGCACAUAAGGAAGAGCAGGAGAAGCACGAUGCGGGCUCGGAGUCGCCUGAGGAGCGCCGUGGGCGCAACUCGCCUGAGCCGGAGGGCGCGGUGACGCCAGCAUCCUCGAUGCGCUACCCUCGAGUGCGACAUUCGCGCGUAGACUCCAUCCGCACGGACCUGCGCUCCCGCGAGCAGUCGCCGUCGCGCUCUGUGCGCUCUGUGCGCUUUGCCGACCAGCGCUCGCCCAGUGGGUACAACACCCCGCGCAUAUUCUCGCCGUCGUCGCCAGCGACGCCGCUGCCCGGGAGCGAGGCGCCGUCUGAAGACGAGGCCGAGCAAUCACAGAAUAACCACCAUUCCGACGACUCCCCUCGCAAUGUCCGUUUCUCCCUUCCCGAUAUCAGGCGGUAGUCGUCUCUGCCUCUCAAUUCGCCUGUCCUCUUGAAUAGGUUGCGUGCGUGCGUUGCGAUUCGCUAGAUGCUAGGUCUCGUUGUAGAUAUGUUCAUCUAGUGUGAACCAUAUGGACUUUGUAAUAGGUGUCCGUCGUGUGUGUAUCAUUUAUCCGUACAUAGCAUCUUUUCCCGUCUUCUCGAUUACCCUGCUUGCAUUGCCGUCUGCUCAACUCGCAUGCAUCGAUUGUAUCACGUAGCAUUCGUCGCAAUAGUCUCUCGCAUCCUCAGUUCCUUUGACACUCUGCAAUCUACAUUGCUACUACAUUGU